Messenger RNA from Hansenula anomala, 764 nucleotides. RefSeq lists its product as uncharacterized. NCBI's taxonomy places the organism in Eukaryota, Fungi, Ascomycota, Saccharomycetes, Phaffomycetales, Wickerhamomycetaceae. The transcript has a single exon. Bases 58 to 387 code for a protein of 109 amino acids. The record is from RefSeq and is a predicted model, not a curated record.
GUCAGAUAAAUCAAAGACAGAAGUGUUGGUAUUUCCUAUUAAUAAAGCCGACCAACAAUGUCAAGCUAUACUCAUGAGAAAGGACCAAGCGAUACUAAUAUCACCAAGGAGGACUUUGAAUCUCUGAAAGAAUUAAUCGAAAAGCAAAGUGAGAGCAUUGAGAAAUUGUUUAACCAUUUCACCACCAAUGAUUCUCCUACAGAUAGCUCCAGCUCAACAUCAACAGCCCAAUCCGAACCGAUUAGUACAACAACAGUGAUACUUUCCACCAUAGGGGUUCUUUUGUCAAUCUUCCUUUUACUUUGUCUUUUCUACGUCUUUACUAGGAUUUUUGCUGAUCAUGUGCUAGUUCAACUAGAUGCUUUUGUUGAUUGGAUGUUCUGUUAAUUGCAAGAGUUUACGAGCUUAUAUAGCAUUCUCGUACUACACAUGUUGAAUACAAUUGAAGUUAUUAUCAUUCAUGUAACGUAUUAAAAGCCAAAAAGGUAACAUAGCUACCAGUAGAUUCAAGCAUAUUACCACAUUGAACACCUCAUUUUAUAAUUGUUCGCCGUUUCAUUGAAGUUUAUCCUCGACGUUUCACUAAUUUUCGUCUAAAAUUCUUGGAAUCCCGCUGAAAUGCACAUCAGGCACCGUCGCGAAAAGAAUAUCAAACCAAAACAUGCUGAAAAAUCUCAAAAGAUCUUAAUAUGGAACCAUAGCUAUUUAUAUCCAAUGAAAUGCACGAAAUAUUUAGUUAUUUCUAUUCUUAACUUUGUUAAACG